Thamnophis sirtalis is the source of this 413-nucleotide messenger RNA. Lineage: Eukaryota; Metazoa; Chordata; Lepidosauria; Squamata; Natricidae. The record is from RefSeq and is a predicted model, not a curated record.
AUGACGUUGGCCCAAACCCAUUUUGUCUCCCUUGGUCUUCCAGCCUGCAGUGGCGAUUACGCAGAGCCCGACGUCACCAAGUGCACCCCUCACCAGGGAUUCCAGAAUAACGUCCCCCAUUACGCCGAGACGGACAUCGUCAACUUGCAAGGGGUGACAGGAAACAAUACCUACGCCGUGCCAGCCAUCACGGUUGACUCGUUGACCAAGAAGGACAUCUCCAUCGCUGAGUUUCCCCGUCACCACCUGCAGCUCAAGGAGAAGUUGGGAGAAGGACAAUUUGGGGAGGUCCACCUUUGUGAAGCUGUUGGUCUUCUGGAAUUCUUGGGCCGUGCUGCUUCUCCAGAAAGUUCCAGCCGGGCAAUUUUGGUGGCCGUGAAAAUGUUGAGAGCGGAUGCCACCAAGACAGCCAG